GCAACUGUCUCCAGGUUUCCGCUGACGUGGGCCGGGCCGGGUUUUAUGGAGGGGGCGGUCGUGCGGCCGGACGCUUCCGCGGUCGAAAUGAAAGCGGCCUGGGGGAACUAGCGCUCCGAUCCGCCAUGCGCUACAAUGAGAAAGAACUGCAGGCCCUGGCGAGGCAGCCCGCGGAGAAAGCGGCGGAGCUGGGGAUGCGGGGCCCCAAGAAGGGCAGCGUGGUGAAGAGGCGAUUGGUGAAGUUGGUGGUGAAUUUCCUCUUUUACUUUCGGACGGAUGAAGCCGAGCCCAUUGGAGCCCUGCUGCUGGAGCACUGCCGGAUUGCCAAGGAAGAGCAGAGCAGCUUUUCUAUCAGUUUCAGCGAGGAGCCCGACAGGAAGUACUACUUUGAGUGCAGCAGCGAGGAGCAGUGUCAGGAGUGGGUGGAGGCGCUGAGGAGAGCCAGCUACGAGUUCAUGCGGAGAAGCCUCAUUUUCUACCGUAACGAGAUCCAGAAGGUGACGGGGAAGGCACUGAGCCCCGACAAGAAGGGCAGCAGGAGCGGGGCCCUCUGUCCUCCGCUGUACCGGCCGAAUAAACUCUGUUUGGGGAAGAAAAAAAGAAAAAAUGCCAAAGGAGAAAUUGCUUUUUAUUUCCAAGAAGAGAAGUGGAAACGGAGCCUAAUUCUACCGAUUUCCUUUCAAGAACGAACGAGGAAGCCCAAAUGCUGAAGAGUGAAGCCACACACUCCACUGAAUCAAAAUACACAGAUUUUAAUAUAAAGACAAAGCUUCAAACUAUUGAUUCAAUUACAAAGUAAGUUAAGAGGUGGGCAAAACCAAAAUUGAAAAUUCACACUAAUGCUACCCGAAAUGGAAUAAAAUGACAGCGGACUGUGAGAGAAA
This is a messenger RNA of Tachyglossus aculeatus (Australian echidna), 884 nucleotides long. It is a transcript of the gene PLEKHJ1, whose product is annotated as pleckstrin homology domain containing J1. The record is from RefSeq and is a predicted model, not a curated record. Gene Ontology annotation, cellular component: early endosome; recycling endosome; trans-Golgi network. Gene Ontology annotation, biological process: receptor recycling; endosome organization; retrograde transport, endosome to Golgi. The transcript is spliced from 6 exons. NCBI's taxonomy places the organism in Eukaryota, Metazoa, Chordata, Mammalia, Monotremata, Tachyglossidae. The coding region runs from base 126 to 710 and encodes 194 amino acids.